CGUAGAUCUGGGGGGUUUAUAUAUGAUAAUUAGGAUGACCCAUGUCUUGCAAUAUUUGAGCACCCGUCAUUCCUCUGUUUAUGUUCACUUUUUUAAGCCACCAGCCCUAAUGCUACUGGACGGGUAUGAAGCUCACAUCUGGGGCAGUCUGCUCGUUAGCACUCGCUGCUGGAGUGUUUGGCGCUGACAGACUUGAACUCUUCAAGAGUUUACCCCGUUGUACUACCUCAUGUCUUGAACAGUACGGUAACUCAGGUUUCGAAGCCGCUGAUAUAUGCAACGACAGAAAUGUCAAGCAGGAACUCGAUAAGUGCUUCGCAUACGAAUGCCGCGAUUUCGAAAGAUUCGAAAUUGCAAAGAUCUAUGCCAAUGCCUGUGACACCAAGCCAAAAGACAACCGGCAUAACCACUAUGUUCUGUUAGUUGCAGAGAUACCAGCAUGGAUCUCUCCUUGGCUUCGACUGUACUCGAGCUGGGCUACUUAUGAGGGUCUUUCUCUGGAUGACUAUGUAAUGGUAGUUUGUGGAUUGUUGUACACUGUCUUUGCAACUCUGAUUCACUUUGCCCACUCCGUGACAGGAGAUACAAUUUUAUGGAAUGCAGUUCCAGAAUACAUUAUAGACGGAUUGAAGCUUGUUUUCAUGGCCGACAUCUUUGAGCUUGCCUGCUCGUGUCUAUUAAGAGUCGCGGUCCUUCUCGUAUGCCUACGCACAUCAUUUUCUGGCCGAUACAUAAUGAUUACAGCUGCGACUCUUUUAAUAACAAUUCUCUCUUCGAUUGCUCUGGCCUUGCUGAGGGUAUUCCGAUGUUCACCAAUUGCAUUCGCUUGGGAAGGUUGGGAACCAAACGGGAGAGAUGAGGAAACAGGAGGUUGCUUGCCUCAGGACUCACUGGCAUAUGCGGCUUCCUCGAUUGAUAUAUUCCUAAACCUGGUUCUUCUUGCUAUGCUUUCUCACCUGAUCUUCAGUCGAGUUGCGAACAGUACAAUAUCUUGGUUGCAAAAAGCUAUCGCAAUUGCAUUGGGAGCAUUCGCUCUGGCUGUAUCCAGUUUUCGACUGCACCUUCUGGUCAAUUUCUUCACGACGAUGCAGCCUGUUUGGAGGUAUCACGAAAGAAUUGUUUGGACGGAUGUCGAAGUUUCGAUCUUGAUGAUAUGGGCAUGCCUGCCUAUCUGGCAGUCCUUCACAGACCCAACGCCCCCGAGAGACACGGAAGAUACACCCCAACUUCCGCAGAUAAUAGAAGAGGCCAAUAUGCCGGAAACACCGUCAACAAAUACGAAGAUGCCGAGGCCAAACAUAUGCCAGAGGGGGCUGUUCGGGAUCUUGGCAAGGGGACGGCCAAAGAAACUAGUCGAGUCGAACUUACACUUGGGAGAUAAAACUUACGGAAACGUCAGAACGGAAAUUCAAGGAGGCCAGAGAUUCUCUAUGAUCUCCCAAUUGACGGGCAUGAUUGGUAUUCAGGUCAGAACGAGGACGAUUAGGCAUGUGGACGACAGUGGAUGGGAUGCAGAGAAGGGAUCAGCACGAGAGAAUAUAGAGCCCACCUAACGAUUAACGAACUUAGAAAUCAAUAAUGAAGUAGUAAUCCUUGAUCAAACACAUUUUGAACAUACUGUAGUUUCGUGC
Messenger RNA from Fusarium redolens, 1631 nucleotides. RefSeq lists its product as uncharacterized. Bases 126 to 1553 code for a protein of 475 amino acids. The record is from RefSeq and is a predicted model, not a curated record. The transcript is spliced from 6 exons. Lineage: Eukaryota; Fungi; Ascomycota; Sordariomycetes; Hypocreales; Nectriaceae.